AUGAAGUCACAGAUCAAAAUUACUCUUGCUGUUAUUAUUAGUGUGCUCUGGAUUCAACACUCCUUUUGUGAUGAAGCAUCUGAUACAUCUAGCCUAAACAAGUGGAAAUGUAGAUGUUCUUCUUUCGAAGCGAGUCAAAGCAACUCCCUUGCUAAUUGUUCAAAGUCAUGUGAUUGCCAUUCAGAUGUUGGAGAGGGUGCAUCCAUAUGGACAUGCAUAUGUGAUCCCAAUGGAUUUCCCCAAGUGGCAGAAGAUGGUCAUAGCGCUAAGUGCUUUCAUGCUUGCAACUGCACCUGGGGAACUGUCAGCACGUCAUCAGGUUCAAAGAAACACAUUUCCAGCAAGGUUGUUGUAAUUGUCCUAUUAAUAUGUGUUAUAUGCACAACCAUUGCGUUGCUUACCACAGUUGUAUGCUACAUCUACCGAAAGAAACAAUACCCUACUCAAUCACCAAUAUUCUCGGUAGAUAAGGAAACAAGUAGUGGUAGUACCGCCAACCUAAUCAGUCAUCGGGCAGGAACUUCUUCAGUACCAGAAACAACGUUUUUUGUGAAUUCUCCUAUUUGUCAUAUCACCGGAUGCUUUCAGAAAGCCUCUUUUUUGUUUGGGAGCCAAAAAGAAACUUUUCAUGGAAACAUUAUUCAAUUUUCAUUUGGUGAACUGGAAAGUGCCACUGAUAACUUUUCAGCUACCAACCUUAUUGGAGUAGGCGGAAGUAGUUAUGUAUACCGUGGUCGGCUGAGAGAUGGUAACAUUGUGGCAGUUAAGCGACUAAAAGAUCAAGGAGGGCCAGAAGCAGACUCUGCAUUUUUCAAGGAGAUUGAAUUAAUAUCUAGACUUCAUCAUUGUCAUUUGGUGCCUUUGCUUGGAUACUGUUUAGAAUCGAAAGGAAAACACAUGCAGAGGCUACUAGUAUUUGAGUACAUGAUUAAUGGAAGUUUGAGGGACUGGUUAGACGGAGUUUCUGGAAAAUACCUGGAUUGGACUACUCGUGUUACGAUUGCAAUAGGAGCAGCAAGGGGCUUGGAAUAUCUCCAUGAAGCAGCUGCUCCAAAAAUUCUUCAUAGGGAUGUGAAAUCAACCAACAUUCUUCUGGAUGAAAAAUGUCAAGCAAAAAUAACCGAUCUUGGUAUGGCGAAAAACUUGAGAUCUGAUGACCUACCAAGCGGUUCAGAUUCUCCAGCAAGAAUGCAGGGGACAUUUGGCUAUUUUGCACCCGAGUAUGCUAUUAUUGGUAGAGCCUCGCUUGAAUCAGAUGUCUUCAGUUUUGGUGUGGUACUUCUUGAGCUUAUCAGUGGUCGACAUCCUAUUCAUAAAACUACCGGCAAAGAAGAAAGCCUUGUUAUAUGGGCUUCUCCUCGUUUACAGGAUAGUAGGCGAGUAAUAUCGGAGAUAGUUGAUCCACAAUUGAAAGGAAACUUCCCAGAAGAAGAGGUGCAUAUUAUGGCAUAUCUAGCCAAGGAAUGCUUGCUGCUGGAUCCCGACACUCGACCAACCAUGAGCGAGGUUGUUCAAAUUCUUUCUAGUAUUUCACCGGGCAAAUCAAGGAGGAGAAGAAACAUUCCCACCAGCUUGUUUCAGGAACCAGAGAAUGUAGAAUCGAAAAGGCAAGCUCAAUCCAGUGAAUUUCCAACUCAUAAUUCAUCGCCACUAGAUACCGGUUACAAUCCGUGUCUUGGAAACAGAAAUAGAGAAGAAGAUGCAGUUUCAGCUGAGUAUAUGGAAAGUUUGAUCCUCUUAGCUUCAAAAUCUAAUAGCUCGCAUUCAUCAGAAGAGGAAAUGGUAGACAUAACUGAGCCUCGGUUCGAAUCAUUUUGCAUGACAAAUGGCACUGUCACUUGA
This is a messenger RNA of Lathyrus sativus (Indian pea), 1842 nucleotides long. The record is from the annotation of a GenBank genome assembly. NCBI's taxonomy places the organism in Eukaryota, Viridiplantae, Streptophyta, Magnoliopsida, Fabales, Fabaceae.